AGCAGACUUUUCUAGAAAACUCGAGCAGAGUCACAGACGGGACGUUGACUUUGGAACAUUCGAGUAAGGCCGCCAAAAUGUCUAAAUUCUGGGGAUUUCCUGAAAGUCCAUUAAAGACUCGAAUGGCUAGACCAAUUACAGAUGACGAUCCUUUACCUGACGGCUGGGAAAUGUUGAUCGAUCCAGAAUCACAGUGGCCCUUUUUUGUGGAUCACAGGAACCGCAGAACGAGUUGGAAAGACCCCCGGCGCCCAAAAGCGUUGCAGGCCUUCAUGGAUUCAGCAAUUGCAGGAGACAACUUCUUCCGGAGUGCAUUUGACAACCAGGACCCGUUUUGGCAGAACACCUGGGAUCCAUUUGGUCCGGGAGGCCGGCAUGUCAGUCGCAGUCCCAGAGGGAGCCCUUCUGUGCAGCGGAGGAUGCAGCCCAAUAUUCAGGAUGUUCGGCGCUCUCAAAGCCCCCAGCCAGGCGGAAGGCUCACCCCAACGCUAGAAAGCCAGAUGAAUCGUUUGCAUACCCAUGGGUCACCCCACCCUUAUCCAGAAUCCAGAGUCCCUGGCCAUAUCCACCAUGGGUUGUCCCACCAGUACAUGGAAGGCCGGACCCCUGGCCAUCAGCACCAGGUGUACCCAUCAAGUCCCAGAAUGCAACAGCAUCAUCACCAGGCUCCCCAUGAUGGGCGAAGGGUGCCCACAGAUGAGCUUAGGGCUCACCGUCUUGACCCCCAGCAUGAACAUCUAUCAGAAGAGGGGGAACACGUGAUACAUAUACCCAUCAGAGUGGAGGGGCGGGAUAACAGAAAUAGUGCUCCAUCCCCCUACGGGGAACCCCAUGAGAUUCAUUCUACUGUGCCUCCACAGGGUAUGCCAAAGCCAGUACCUGUUCCUCAGCAAGUGCAACCUCAGGACCCUCAAAGACGGUACGUGCCCAUCGAAGAGGAUCAGCAAGAAAGCGGUAGUGCUGUGCCAGCAAGUCCACAGCAGUUUCCCAGGCAACUGGACCUCAAGGAUGAGCAGAGAGAUGCAAUAGGGGAUGAGCAUUAUUCUCCAAAAGACUGUCUUAGGAGUGAAGAACCAGCAAGUCCAAAGCCGUUCCCUGUGCAGAAGGAGUGCGAAAAUGAACAGACAUUCAAGACAGAGUGGAGCCAGAGUGUCCAGCCUCAGGAGCAGAGGGGCUCCCAGCAGGCUGAGGCAUCUCAAGGAGACAAGCCACGUCCAGUCAGCAAGGAGGCAAUCAACUCGCUGAGUGGGCCAGCAAAUGGCACCCAGGAGCCGAAGGGUACGGCGGAGGCAGAGACCGUACCCGCACUGCCAGAUAUGCCAACCCAAGUGGUCCAGAUCCGUGACAUCCUGGCCAAGAUCCUCGAACUGGGUGGUGAUAUUGAGGACUUCACAGGCCACAAGGGCAGCAAGGAGUACCUGCGGAUUGAGGAGAUGCUUAUGAGGCACAUGCUGCAGCUGGACAAUGUGGACACAAUGGGGGACGAGCGCAUCCGGGGAGAGCGGAGGAUGGCUGUUGUCACAGCCCAGACGCUGAUGUCACGGCUAGAAAAAAAGGCUCUGCCUGCAGAUGUUUAAGGCAAUGAGGGAAGAGGGUUAAACAAGCAACUCAAACAAGAGGAUUUUCCAAAUUCUAGCUUUCUUUCCAUUUCGAGCUUCGUCCCCAAACUUAAGAGUUUUAUGGUACCAGUAGGUAAUACAUGCACAUGUAAAAUCAUGUUUUGCUGGAGGAGCAUUGAUCCCUUCCAAAUAUGGAAGUGUUUAAUUUAUUUGUAGUUUGAACAGUUUAGGCAGGUAGACAGUUCAGUGUCACAGACUAAGCCUUGCAAGGAGAUGAAGACAAGGUUUGGGAAAUCCUGUGUUCCCCACCCCAAAAAAGACUUAGUUUUAACUCAGAUACAUGUAUUUCAUGCUCUUGUAUUUUCGGACUGUUCAGAAUUUCUAUUUCUGUGACCACAACAUGCAAUGAAGGCAGUGAGUAAGUGGCAUACUGACUCUACAUGAACAUGGACGUGAAUUGUCAUUUGGUACAUUUAUAUUUUUAGGGGAGGCUUUGAAUGAGAUUAUGCAAUUUCUAUGUAUUUGUGAAUAUUACACCAACUUUCAUGGCACAUGUGUUCAUGAAACGUGGCUUUCAUGAUAAUUUACUGUAUAGACCGAUUUAUUGACACCAUGACUGCAGUGUCCCUGUCACUCAGGUGCACCUUCGUAAAUAACGAUGAACUUGACAAGCGUGAUUUUAACUGGCAGUGCGCUCCCAUUGGCUGAUGGCUGCAUCUCUUUUGUUCAGGCGCGUGGAGACACGGCAGUAAUGGCUCCUGCUUCUUAUCACCGAAUCUGUCUGUAAGACGACAGUUCUGUUUGUUGACAGAUAUCACUACCUUUUGGAUGCAUGUUGCUUCACAAGUACAUGUACCAUCCUUAUCUAGAUGGCGUACCUCUAGAGAAACAUAUUUGGGAUGGUAUCUGUACAUGUAUAGCAAAGCCUUGAAAAAUUCGAAUACUUUCUAAACAUCUUAAAGCUAUUGGAAUUUAAACAUUGAAUGAAAAAGAAUUUUAAUUCAUUUGUGUGUGGGUUUUUUUUUGGGGGGGGUGAUUAGUGUGAUGUUAGAGGAGGGUUGGGGGAAGGUGUCAGGAAUGUAUUUUUUGAGCCACAGUGCAUUCUCUUCCCUUAUCACUAGUAAAGUGUAUGUAAGCAAGGUCAUUUGGUUGGAGGGUAAACAUGGUAGGAAACAAGGCUGGAAGGUUUUUUUUCCCACCACCAGCUGCCUGAACUCUAUUAUUUGGGAAGGGGGUGUAUAUCCCACCAUCUUCCCAUUUCAAGAGGACAGUGCUGGACAGGUGUCGUCUUUCUGAUUAGAAAAGGGCAGUUGUUACCUGUUUAAGGGACACCCUAAUAUUUUACGGGCUACAUCCCUAUCUCCUCCAUUGUGGAAAUGAAUUGCCUCUGAAGUUUGGAUUUAUAUGUAAUGAUUAUUACUACUACCGGUAUGUCUACUAUGUGUACAUAAUGCAGUCAGUGUGCAAACUUAUCAAGCUAAUUGCUACAGUGCCAUUCAUGCCAAAGAAUGUAAGGUACAAGUAAAUUUUUGCCAAUAUGUACAUGUAUGCAUUUACAUGUAUUAAAUUUGGAGACACUGAGCACAGCCUCAAUCAUGGGGCCCUGUUGUCACAGGCUCUAUUAUGAACAUCAAACAGUUCUGACAAACUUGGUAGAUAAUCUUACUGACUUGGUCGAGAGUAACCUGACUACAAGAUUCAUACACGUGGUUGGGAAGACAAUAUUUUUACGUUGUCAGGCCUUCUACUUGUGCAUGCAGUUGUCCAAAGUGGAUAAAAUGUAAAGGACUGAAGCUGUGCAUUGUUGUGUAAAAAAAAACAACAGAGUAGGAACAAUAUGUGUGUGGCUUGUGUGGGUAUGUCAGGAGAGAGGUAUAUUUUUGUACAAUUUCACAAAUGUAGUGCACUAUUUGAGAAGCAUUAAUGUUUUCAUUGUGUGGCUGACAAUUGGCAGUAGUGUCUAUCAUAAAUACAAUGUAUGAUUAACUGCAAUUCAGAUGAUUUCAACUACAAUCAUGUACAAGUUUCCGGGCUAGAAAAAAACCCAGAAACGGAAACAAUUAAAUAUAUUUGUAUUCAUGUAAUUUACAAAAUUUUGGCAUAACCCAGCUUUGUGUUCAAAAUGGUACAUGCAUUUAUGCAUUAUUAUACAGAUCUUUGGAGGUACCAUUUAUUGAAAGAGAACCACAAGUUUACAUGUCUCGCACAUUUGUGAAGUUUACAUGUCUCGCACAUUUGAUGCCGGAUGCAUUGUGGCAAUGUACAUGUGCGUGCUUACGUGGAAAUGCCUUGGUGGUCAAAAAUAUUUCUGUUGUACAUGUACCCUACCUCCUUGGUUGUACAGGUUCAAGAGGCCUCUAGUUCUGAUUGCCGGAAUGGUCCAUACAUGCACACACUGUAUAUGUACAUGAAGGCAGCUAGGAUGAACUGAUAUGUGCAAGAAAUGUGAGAGAUAUUCAAUGUAGGAUACGUAAGUUGUAGACAUUUACUAGGCAUUACAUGAAUGCACACUGUAAUACUCUAUCUGUGUUUGAUCUUGCUCACUGGGCUGAUUUCCGAUAAUUGUCAAAUGAUGACUAUAUAUAAUGUUAACUGCAAAUUGAAAUAAGACUAUUCUGUAGCUAAUGGAACUGUGUAUUCGAAAAUAACAAGGAAACACUUAGCUGCAGGGACUGUAUACAGGGUAUCUCACCUCUGUAAACAUCCGCUUGUAUUCUCCGGUGUGGAGAGGUUUUAUGUGUGUGUGCUUUGAUUGUGCAUGAGGAGAGAUCAUGAAAAACUGCAUGCACCAAUGCAUGCCUGCAGUGCUUAACAAUGUUAUAUCCCAUGAAUUUUCCUGAAUCCUCCAAAAUCGACCCUGUUUGAACCAUCCUUUGUACUUAUUGCUGAUGGACGCUAGUCCCUCGUUCACAGUGGAUUUGGGUGUGACAGUCAUGGCAGUAUCGUGGAAUCUGGCAGAGUUUCACUGGGCGUGGUUGGUGGCUCCUUUUAAUGGUGGAAAGCGCUGUGUGGGGUUGUGUACAGAGCAGCUGCCAUUAGUUAGGACUGCUGCAACUGCCCAGUGACAGUGCUGCCUUUGUUACUGGAUUCAUCUAUAGAUGAAUGUACAUUGACUACUGAAAUCCUCCAAAUUCUUCCAAGACCAUGACAGAUUUUGAAGGAUUUGCAAAGUUAGGCUCAAUGGAGAGAUGGUUUGCUGUGUUCUUCUUUAGUAAUAGGUCCGGGCACCGAUAACAUGAGGCUCUGCUCACAAGUGCACUCUCUUAUGGGAAGCAUGUAGUCGUUAGAGCGUGGUGUCAUCAGUGCACGGGCCUACAUGUACAUGUAUUGGAGAAAUUUCUAGUAUUCUGUAAUAUAAAAGGAAUAUUUAAAAAUGUGGCUUCUUCAGUAGCAUUGGGUCAUUUGGCCCCAACUGUAAGUGUCUUUGAUCAAAGACCCUAAGAAGAUUUGAGAUUCAGUAUCUGUAAUGAGAUCAAUUCCAAUAGUUCUCAAUCCUUCAGCUACAUUAAUAUCAAUUUUUUCACAGUUUUAGGGGGUUGGAGUUAAGGGUCAUUACAACAGUUACUGCAAUUCACUUCUUGCAGACAUUAAAACUCAUAGGUCAGGUUUGGGGCUUGCAUAGGAAACAUCUUGCGCACAUAUUAUGAAAUUAUUUAUUUCCUCAAAGGCUCAUGAAUAAACCUUAUAUAAGCCCAUGUUUUUCACUUUACAAAUAUAUAUAUUAGGACCUUACUCACCUUGAGGCACACAGCGGAUAAUUUUGUAAUUUUGCCCCCUAAAGUUUAUAAAUUGGAACGUAAUUCAGAUUGCAGAAAGGCUGAUUUAUGCCAGUUUUGUUUGGGUUUUAGAAUGUCUUUAUAUUAUUUAAGGCAUACAAUGUACGUGUAAGUUGGGUUUUACAACUCAAAUAGUAAUUUUUGAAUUUGACUCUUUGCAUGUGUCACAUCGUGCUUUAUGGUGCUAUUCAAAAAAUGAAAGUAAAUUGACUUUCCUUUUAUUUACAUUUACACCGCUGUUCAGUGAUUCAGCAUUCAUAAUGUAGUUGUCUUGAAAAAUAGAACUAAGAUGUUCUCGGCAUUAAGUAUCAAUAAAUCCAACCAUGAAUGAAAUCACAA
Molecule: messenger RNA, 5674 nt
Organism: Acanthaster planci (crown-of-thorns starfish)
Lineage: Eukaryota; Metazoa; Echinodermata; Asteroidea; Valvatida; Acanthasteridae
Molecular function (GO): protein-folding chaperone binding
Source: RefSeq, a predicted model, not a curated record